Messenger RNA from Gekko japonicus, 4007 nucleotides. It is a transcript of the gene F8, whose product is annotated as coagulation factor VIII. Gene Ontology annotation, molecular function: oxidoreductase activity; copper ion binding. Lineage: Eukaryota; Metazoa; Chordata; Lepidosauria; Squamata; Gekkonidae. The transcript is spliced from 20 exons. The coding region runs from base 36 to 3788 and encodes 1250 amino acids. The record is from RefSeq and is a predicted model, not a curated record.
AUGAGUUUUAUGACAGCUACGGUGAAGAUUAUGAUAUGGAAAGUGUCGUGAUCAACAUGGACGUGGAGGACUCUGCACCCAGACUCAAUGUCCGUAGCUUCGCCAAGCAGCAGCCUGUCACCUGGACACAUUACAUUGCGGCUGAGGAGAUUGAGUGGGACUAUGCCCCCGUCCGGCCCACUUACCUGAACAGCACUUACACCAGGCAGUUUCUGGAACAAGGCCCCCAGAGGAUUGGCUCCAGAUAUAAGAAAGCGAUCUAUGUGGAAUAUGAGGACUGGACUUUCAAGAGGCGGAAGAAGCCCCAUGAUCCUCAGAUGGGAAUUCUGGGCCCUGUCCUCAAAGGAGAAGUUGGAGAUGAGCUUAAGAUUGUCUUCAAGAAUCUUGCCAGCCGGCCAUACAACAUCUACCCUCACGGCCUCUCGAACGUCUCUUCCCCCCUUUUCUCCAGGAGGACUGAUCUCUGUACUAACAAUAUGAAACGCUUGGCCAUUCAACCGGGCCAAUGGAUCGAGUACCGGUGGAAUAUAAUGCCUGAAGACAGCCCUACCAAAUCUGACGCCCGCUGCCUAACUCGUUUCUAUUAUAGCUCCCUCAGGCCUAGUCGGGACUUAGCCUCUGGACUUAUUGGACCUCUGCUGAUCUGCUCCAGAGAGACCAUGGACCAGCGGGGAAAUCAGAUAAUGUCAGAUGAAGCAAAAUUUGUGCUCUUUUCGGUCUUCGAUGAAAACAGGAGCUGGUACUUGCAGAAGAAUAUCGAUACGUUCUGUGCUGAUGCCACCCAUGUCAACCCGAAGGAUCCAGAGUUCUAUGCCUCCAACGUCAUGCACAGCAUCAAUGGCUACGUUUUUGAUAAUCUACAUCUGAAUCUUUGCUUGAAUAAAGUGGUGUAUUGGUAUGUCCUCAGCGUGGGUGCCCAAACGGAGUUCCUUUCUGUUUUCUUCUCUGGGAAUAUUUUUAAGUACAACACGGUCUUUGAGGAGACCCUCACACUCUUUCCACACACCGGGGAGACCGUCUUCAUGGUCAUGGAGAAUCCAGGUAUCUGGAUGUUGGGAUGCUUGAACCCUGAAUUUAGAAGAAGAGGGAUGAGAGCCAAAUUCACUGUUUCCAGGUGCACUGAGAACACGCCUGGUGAUGAAGACUAUUACAGUGAGUAUGAAGAGACAGCAGAUUACUACGCAACUGAACACAAUGAAUUACAACCAAGAGGCUUCUCCAAGAAAAAAAGGCGGCCAAAACCAUGCAUAAAGAAGCACCAGGACAACACCUCCUCUUCAGAAAAUGAAAUGCAGAUGACCAAUGACAACAGGCCUCCAUGCAUUGAGGAACCAUCCCAGCUAAUCAAGUUAAGCAGCACAGAGAAUUCUCCCAGCCCAUUAAUGGCUCCAGAAGAACCUCUGUUCUUAGAAGACAUGUAUUCACCUCCUCCCCAAGAGCCCCUCUUUAAAGUCUUGCCCAGUGAUCCUUUUCCAGCAGAAGAAGGACCAUCAGCCAUGCCUGGGCAACGUUUCCAAGGUGCUUCUCUUUCAGGUAGUUCAUCUGUUGUACAUGAAGAGGCACAUAAGAACGAGAGUUCAUUAGAGACUGCAGCUAAUCUGAAUACUGAGCUUGCUGUCCUCAAAAUAUACAAGCCAACUCAGGAAGCUGUAAUAGAGCAAAUAAACUCAACGCAACAGGAAAAAGGAAAGAAUAUCCCUCCUCUGGUAGAGAUGGAGGGAUUCUUUGAAGGCCAUGUUACAACUGCUCACCCAAAGGAGCUGGUUGAUGGUGGUACAAUACAAACAUUUAAGUGGAAAGAAAAGGAGGAAGCAGGAGGAAACCCAAUGGAGAAGUUCCUCAGAGGGGAAAGCAGGGCCCCAGGCCUCAUUCAUGUGGAGGCCUCUACGAAACCUUCUGGCCUUGACGAAUCAGAGGUCACAGACUCCUUGAGGCCUCUGAAGGAGAACCCUCAGUACGAUGACUACAGUGCUACUGAGGAGAGUCAGGAAUUUGAUAUCUAUGGGGAAGCUGAUCAGGAUCCACGUACUUUUACUGGGAAAGUCCGACAAUAUUACAUUGCUGCUGAGGAGGUGAUGUGGGAUUAUGGGAGCCAGAUUCCCUCUCCAUAUUUAAGAGACAAGAGUCCAAAUAGCAGCUCAAAGAAGCCCUUCUGGCAGUACAAGAAAGUGGUUUUCCGAGAGUAUCUAGAUAAGUAUUUCACUCAGCCGCUGGCCCGUGGAGAGUUGGAUGAGCACUUGGGCAUCUUGGGGCCAUACAUUCAGGCCCAAGUUGAUGAUGUCAUCAUGGUGACCUUUAAGAACAUGGCUUCCCGACCUUACACAUUCCAUUCCAACCUGCUACCCUAUGAGGGGAAAAGAGAGGAAGAGGAACAGCUCCGCCCGGGUGAGGUACAGCCCAACCAAGUCCGCGAGUACACCUUGAAAGUCCAGCGAGAAAUGGCUCCUACAGCUGAGGAGUUCGAGUGCAAGGCGUGGUUGUACUUCUCCAGUAUUAACCUGGAGAAAGACUUGCACUCGGGUCUCAUUGGGCCCCUGAUUAUUUGCCAGCCCGGAGUACUGAGCACUGCGCACGGGAGGCAACUGUCCAUCCAGGAAUUCUCUCUGCUCUUCACCAUCUUUGAUGAGACAAAGAGCUGGUAUUUCGCGGAGAAUAUCGAGAGGAACUGUCCGUCCCCCUGUCACAUCCAGAUGGACGAUCCUGUCUUUAAAACGAGCAAUACUUUCUAUGGUGCUUUUGCGACUGUGGAAAUGCACCCAUCCCACACUGGGAUUUGGCGGGUGGAAUGUGAGGUCAGUGAGCAUGAGCAGGCUGGGAUGAGCGCCCUCUUCCUGGUGUACGACCAGAGGUGUCAAAUUCCUCUGGGCCUAGCGUCUGGGACCAUUGCCGACUCUCAGAUCACAGCCUCAGAUCACUAUGAUCAAUGGGUCUCCAGUUUGGCCCGUCUGGAUAACUCAGGGUCAAUCAAUGCCUGGAGCACUGACAACGGCAAUUCCUGGAUCCAGGUGGACCUCCUACGGCCGAAGAUCCUCCAUGGGAUAAAGACGCAAGGAGCCCGGCAAAAGUUCUCUACCCUCUAUGUCUCUCAGUUCGUCAUCCUCCACAGCCUGGAUGGACGGAAGUGGAAAGAGUAUAAGGGCAAUUCCACCAGCUCCCGAAUGAUAUUCUUUGGGAACGUGGACGCAGCAAGUGUGAAGCACAACGUCUUUGACCCUCCCAUCAUAGCCCGCUAUAUCCGCCUCCACCCGACGCAUUACAGCAUCCGUGUUACAUUGCGCAUGGAGCUCAUCGGCUGUGACCUGAACAGUUGUUCCAUGCCGUUGGGAAUGGAAAGCAAAGCUGUCUCCAACCAGCAGAUCUCAGCAUCCUCCUACAUUGAUAAUGUGGUCUCCUCUUGGCCUCCCUUUCUGGCCCGCCUGAACAUGCAGGGGAGAAAUAAUGCAUGGAGGCCCAAGGCAAACAGCCCAAACGAGUGGCUUCAGGUGAACUUCCAGAAGACCAUGCGAGUGACCGGCAUUGUGACCCAAGGCGCAAAGAGUGCCUUCACCCACAUGUAUGUGAGGGAAUUUUCUCUCUCAUGCAGCCAGGAUGGCAAACAGUGGACUCCUGUUCUUCAAGACGGGAAGGACAAGAUUUUCCAGGGAAAUCAAGAUUACUCCAGCCCAGUAGUGAAUCUCCUGGAUCCCCCACUCUUUACCAGGUAUUUGAGAAUACACCCACUCAGCUGGAAUAAGCGCAUUGCACUGAGGACAGAAUUUUUAGGCUGCAACACUCAACAAAUGGUUUAGCAUGGACGAACCUGCCUUUGACUUGAAGGUGAAGUUUCCCAGGACCUGAAAUGCCCCCAAGUGGAGCCAAAUGCAAUGUCUGUAAACUGCUGACACUCAAAUAAAACCUGUAUAUUUUUGAUAACUGUUUCUGUGACUUCAGCAAAUUAAAACGACCAAGAAAUAUGACAACACACUUGCUGGACAUUGUUCUAUCCUGGAUUUUCCUAGGGUCACAGU